CCCGUGUCCGUUGUCGAUUUGACAUCGCGUCUGGCGGCAUUUCCAUUUCUACGGCUUUUUACCGCCGUCCAUACUACGUCCUCGUCCUGGAUGAAGGCUGUCUUGAUGAUGAAGACAAUCCUAGUUGUGGCCAUGACCUGUCUCGUGACAGCAAACACCACGACCACGUCGCCGCCGAUUGUCACAACAACGGUCCCACCCAGCACCGUCCCACCGGUGACUACGGAACGGCCGUCCACCACAUCAUUACCACCAACGUCUCCAGUUACUACGUCCGCUCCGCGCCCCACAACUGCAGCGGCAACCACGCCUCCCUCCCUGCCGCCCAUCGUCCCGGCAACAAAUACACCCAUAAUGACCAUCCCUUCGAUCCCCAUUAACGUCAAGCCUAUUCUGACGACACCCACACUCCCCCCGACCGCCGUUGCAAUCAUCUCGUCCAUCCCAACGAAACUUCCAACGUCCGUGGACGAGCUCGCGCAGGCGUUGAACUCGUCCACGACGUCCCGGCCGUCGUCGUCCAACUCGUCUGUGAAUGCGACUUCCGCGGACUCCACUGCAUCCGACUCGUUCUUCCGCAUCGAUAACGGCGCCAUGUGGGGCACGUUUGCUGGCGCCACCUUCUUCGGCGCCAUCGUUGUCAUCGUCCUCCUCAGGCAAUCCACAUCCACCGACGAUCAUCGUGGAUCGUCCAGUCCAUAUUCCCCCGCCCACACCAAACCUACAAAUGGAAAUAGCAGCAGCAGUAACGCCAACCAUCAUGACAAGCGGCCGUGGCAAGGAGGUGUCGUCCAAACGCUGGAACCUGGCGCGCCCCCUCCCGUGCUCCCAGUGUCUGUCAAGCCAGUUCCAUCCGCCAACCCCCCCCAUGCCCCCCCUCCAUCUACUUCUUCCCGUCGAAACUCUCGCUCGUAUACUUUAUCUCCAGUCUACCAACAGCACUACAACAACGACUACAGCAACCAAAACUAUAGCAACCAGAGCAACAUUCCCUCAAAUCGAAAGCAGUCGGCGGUACCCAUGUUAGAACCACCAUCACUGGCCCAAUAUGAAGAAGAAGACCAUGGAUUUGACCGGUAUUCAGUCGAAUCGGAUGAUAUGGACAUCCGCCACACAGCGCCAGAGGACAGGUUGAUGAUGCAUGGACAUGAAUGGACAGCGGCGGCGGGUACUGGUUUGCCGCGCAAGGUGUCCGAGGCCGACACGGAAGGAGACAUUGGCGACGUUGCACGCAUGAGUUAUGCCAGCACUGCCAUGUUUGAACGGGAUUCCACCGCGUCGAGCCGAUACUCGACGUCAUUUACAAGCCAUGGACCAGUUCAUCAAUAUUAUCACCACGAAAAGCAGGACCUCCCAGUUCGUGAUUCGUACGAACUAUAAAAACGAGAGCGGACGUAUUUAAAAAGUGCACGAAUCAAUCGAACAUGUUGUUUGUCCUUGCUGGACGGGGCCAAAACAAUAAGUAGGUUUAUAUUGAUCAUACG
Aphanomyces astaci is the source of this 1484-nucleotide messenger RNA. RefSeq lists its product as hypothetical. Lineage: Eukaryota; Oomycota; Saprolegniomycetes; Saprolegniales; Verrucalvaceae. The record is from RefSeq and is a predicted model, not a curated record. The transcript is spliced from 3 exons. The coding region runs from base 91 to 1380 and encodes 429 amino acids.